AUGAAUGCUGGCCAACAGUAUCUAAUUCUCACUCGUUAUGCCUUGAUCAGAGCCUGUUCCCUUGGUUCUCUGUGUUUAUUAUGCUGUGUGUUUUCGAUGUGUGAAUCUUGUCGACCAUGUUGCAAAAAAGCAAAGAUAUUUGCGAGAGCAAAUGUGAUUUCAACGUUCCUCUUGAUUGUACUGGAAACAUGCACAGUGAUAUCGUUUAUGCUUGCCUUGGCAAAAUUGUCAGGAUCUCUAAGUAAAGGAUGGUCGUUCUAUGUGGAAGUCGUGUCAUCUAUUUUUACAGCUUUUGUUUUCUUCAUCCUCAUCUUCAGCAUAUUAUUUUGCAAUAAAAAAUGUUACAUGGAUCAUACAACAUUUGUGAAUCGUCCCUCUGACGAAAAGUUACUUUUUAAAAAGCUUCCUAGGAGUGUGAAUUCGGACGUCGGAGAAUCAUUGUCUGUGACCGCAGAAGUAUCAAACGCCGACAAUGUUUACUGGUGCAAGGGAAGGGAUCAUGUGAUCAAGUAUUCCACUUCUUUCACCGAACACUUUGAAUCCUCGAAAGCUGAAUUAAGAAUACAAAGUGCAAGACUUCAAGACGAAGGCGAAUAUACCUGUGUUGCAGAAAAAUAUGGGGAAAAUAAGGACAAACUAGCGCACAGAUUCUUCAUCUAUGUCUUUCAUGUUAAGCCGGUAUUUACCCAAAAGCCACCGGAGAAUAUCACUGUGUAUGUUGGUAGUGUGUUAAACUUGGAGGCUAAAGUAGAUAAUGCAGAAACAGUAACGUGGAUGCAUGAGGGAAAAGAAAUUAUCAGUUGCUCAAAAAGAAAUAUAAAAUGGAAAUUCCUGCACGGGGAAGCCUCUUUAGAAUCGGAAAUGUGA
Molecule: messenger RNA, 867 nt
Organism: Saccostrea cuccullata (small rock oyster)
Lineage: Eukaryota; Metazoa; Mollusca; Bivalvia; Ostreida; Ostreidae
Exons: 6
Coding region: 1-867 (288 amino acids)
Cellular component (GO): neuron projection
Source: RefSeq, a predicted model, not a curated record